AUGACUCUUCAGCACAACUCGUUCCUUGCUCUGCUGUUCUGCGUGUUCGUGAUCGGCGGCGGCGCCACCUCGCACGAUGCAGCGCCCCCCGUGAAACUCUCUUCCAGCAAAACCUUUGCUUGGAGAACAGAAAACUGGAGCACAUGCAGCGCUCCCAGCGGAUGCGGCGAUGGCUCCAGAGACAGGCACGUCUGGUGCUCCGAGCCCGAGGGAAAACGCACUCUUGACUACCUUUGCGACCCUGCAGAAAAACCUGAAACCACAAAGGCGUGCUUUACAGCAUGCCGACACCACAGAGAUAAACUGCAGUGGCAAGUUGGGCCGUGGGGUCCGUGCCUGCCAGUGUUUCCGUCCAGCACUGCUAGUGGUCAAAUCAGGGCAUUUUCACCCCUUACUGAGGUCACCCCUGUCGCUGAAUCACUCGCACCUAUAGAGGAGUACCUCGAGGUGGCCGCUGAACCAGAGCUCGAGGACAAAGAUGGUGAGGCCCUGGGUGUAAUGCAGCGGGCGGUGGCGUGCGUGUUGGUUUCGCACGACCUGCAGAGCACACACCGCACCGUGGACGACGACAACUGCUUCACCGUCGCCAGGAAGCCCGAUCCCGUGAGGCUGUGUGGCGUGCAGUCUCCGCAGGACUGCAUCACGUCAGGCUGGUCCGACUGGCAGGGAAAUUGUUCCGACGGCUGCGGAAUCUUGAACGAGACCAGGACGAGGACGGUGCUUGUCGCACCCAGCAACGGGGGAAAACCCUGCCCCGAGCUGACGGAGUCUAGACUGUGCGCCGCCGUGUCCAAAUGCCAAAUCGAAUUGACUGAAAUCAAAAGUAGAGUGAGCGAAUACAAACUGAAGGUGGGCGAGUGGCGGCAGUGCGAGGCUCCGGCCGGGGUGGUCACGGCCGACGUGCUCACAAGGGCAGUUGGUAGUGGAAAGCACGGCAAAAUUAACUUCAGGGAGCAGCAGAACUUCACCUACGAGCCACAAGUUGGUUCACAGUCGCGGGAAGUGACGUGCAGAGAUCUCAACGCGGACAUCGUGGACAUCCAGUUAUGUCUGGAGAACCACUUGAAGCCGGUCGUGCCGCAGAAAGUGCGGCCGUGCGUCGUGAGCCAGGAUUGCGCCGUCGGCCCGUGGUCCGGCUGGAACAAGAUCAGCGAAGGAUGCAUCACUUCCAAUAAUGACGUGCGACCCGAGAUUUUCAAGCGCAAACGGAGCGUUGUAACGAUACAGCAGGGCCAUGGCCAGCCGUGUCCGCACCUGGUCGAGCAGAGGGUGGUCGUCGACCCUGAACUUCUGGGAAAAUGCAUGGACAAGUACCACUGGCUGCCAAGCAGAUGGAGUCCUUGCGUGGUUACCAGGGGUGAUUCAUCAGUGUCACCGAUCUUACCUGUUGCGUGCGGCGGAGGCGUCCAACUGCGGGCGCUCACCUGCGUCGAAUCGCAAAGUGACAGACCCGUCGCCACUGAGAUGUGUGACUCGCUCAACCCACUACCCACUAUUCAAAGAUGUGAAGUUGCGUGCCCUCGGGACUGCGAGGUUGGUCAGUGGUCGGAGUGGAGCCUGUGCAAGUCCCAGAGCUGCUCUGAACUGGCGGGCGAGGUGCCGCUUCAAGGGUUCAGGGAGAGGGAGCGCUUUGUCAAAGUGUCUGCCAGCAAUAUGGGCGUUGAGUGCCCCGCGGUGCGCGAGGUGCAACCCUGCGCUCACCCCGCCUGCUUCUCCUGGAAACUGAGCCGUUGGGGGCCCUGCGAACUGGACCCUGGCCUCGUUAAGUGCGGCGAAGGCCGCAAGUCUCGCUCGGUAGUCUGCGAGUCGAUCGAAGGAGUUGUUUUGGACGACUACAUUUGCGCUAAGCAAGAGAUGAAGCCGCCGACCGAGGAGAUCUGCUUGCAGCCCUGUCCAUUUGAUUGCGUCCUGUCAACCUGGUCCGAGUGGUCAAGCUGCAAUCACCCUUGCUCCUCCGUCAGACAAGGCGCCCUGAGGCAGAGGAACCGCACCGUUGUGGCACCUUCUGGGCCAGGUGGUCAUCCAUGCCCUGACCCUGACGAGAUGCUGCAAAUCGAGGCUUGCAACCUGCACAGCUGUCACGGAUACAGUUGGUUCGCCCUGCCUUGGCAGAAAUGCGAGAUCCAAAACAGCUCCAGCUCCUACAACAGCGUUUUGCAAAAAAGUGAGCCUUACGAGUACGGAGAAGGCGAGGCGCUGUGCGGCAGAGGAGUGCAAAAGCGUGACGUGUGGUGCAUGGAGGCGAACGAAAAGCGAGUUAAAGAUUCAAAGUGCAUGAAUCUGAUGAAACCGGCGGAAAUGAGGAUUUGCAACGCUCCCUGUCCACAGAACUGCGAGGUUUCUUCUUGGACCGAGUGGAGUCACUGUCCUGCAGAUUGUUUAACCGAGGAAGGGAAUCGUAAAAAAAUUGAACCGGCAAUGCAAGUAAGACACAGGGUUGUUUUGCGAAUCCCGAAAUCCGGUGGCACACCCUGUCCCGACCUUGAGGAAGUGCGUACGUGCCCUGAAACUACUGCAGUUUGCAAGAACUAUUCCUGGUGGACUGGAGAAUGGUCGCAGUGUCAGUUGCCGUCAAACGUUGAGUGCGGUCAGGGAUUCCGCACGAGAGCCAUCGCGUGUCUGCUGAACAACAAAACCCGCGUCGAUGCGAGCGAGUGCAUGCAGCUGGGCAGACAGAUUCCAGACAUGAGCGAACCGUGUCACAUGGCCUGCAAUUCUCCCUGCGUAUUUUCCAAGUGGUCUCACUGGUCCGUCUGCCAACAGGCUUGUGGGGGAAAUUCCGUCCGAAGGCGAGCGUUGCUUGGUCUAUCAGCGACCCGUCAAGUGUGCAGGGACACGUUGCAAUUCCCACUAAUUAAUACAAGAGCUUGCCCAUGCAGCGUAUACGAAUCCAAACCUGAGGGAGAGUGGUCGGUAUGCAUUCUAGACAGCAACAACCUGUCCGAGGUAUCCACGAACGGACACCCUCUCGGCACAGCCCUCUGUGGGGCUGGGCGCAGAUUCCGCGCCAGAGCUUGCAGGGACAAGGCAGGAAACCUCGUAGAACCAAGUCAUUGCGGUGACACUGGCUUGGAAGAGGAGCCCUGCUUCGUCCCAUGCUCCGCAGACUGCAUCAUGGGAGAAUGGAGCACUUGGGGCACCUGUAGCGCGCCUUGCGGCCCCGGCAUGCAAAAACGGCAAAGAGAGAUCUUGCAACCCGCGCUGAACAACGGCAGGCCUUGCGGGCCGCGCCUCCAGACCAAAAUCUGCAACACGCUUUGCGAGCUCUUCCGAUGGGCCGUCGGAGGCUGGGAGGACUGCAAACUGCGCAGUGAAGACCAGUUAAGGGGCUGCGGCGCCGGCGAGCAAUCUAGAAGCGUCCAGUGCAUGUACGAACCGCUGCACGAAACUCCUGUAAAAGUCGCCAGCUCCAAGUGCGACCCUGAGUCUCGUCCUGCGAACCACACCAUUUGCCACACCAUCUGCCCUGGUGAAUGUGUCGUCAGUCCCUGGAGUGACUGGUCACCCUGCGAGUUGCCGUGCAGACAAGGUGCACGACGGGAGAGGACCAGGGCCGUGUUGCGAGCACCUGCCCUCCACGCAACUCGCACCUGCCCGCCACUAAUCGAGUCCCAAGAAUGCAUUUUAAACAUCACCUGCUUCACGUACGAAUGGACCAGUUCAGAGUGGUCAAGUUGCUUGCCUCUGGGUGGAUCACCAUGCGGCGAAGGAAUUCAGCACAGGGGAGUGGUUUGCUCCAGAUCCGAUGGCAGGCCGGUCAACGAUAGGUUAUGUUCGGCUCACCAAAAACCGACGCCCUCGGAGAAGUACUGCUACAUCGACUGUCCGGUGGACUGCGAGGUUGGCGAAUGGAGCAAGUGGAACGCGACGCAGUGCGCCUGCGGAGGGACCGGCUCGAAGAUGCGUCGCACCAGGUUCAUCCAGACCAACCCAAGCGAAACCGGGAGACCUUGUCCAAAGAAGCUGAAGCAGUUCAAACCCUGCCCAUUGGUGCCCUGUUUUACCUGGGUCAGGGACGAGUGGUCCAAGUGCGACCUUCACGGCGCCGACUGUGGGCACGGUGUGGUCAGGAGAAACGUCACUUGCAGGAGGGAGUUCACAGUUUCCCAGGGAGAUGAAAAACUUCUGCCGAUGGCCAUUAGUGACGAGAUGUGCUAUGCUGGGUACAAAAACUUGCCCCCGCUCUUCAGCGACAGAUCUUUCCUCGAGGUCGCCCUUGACCUCAAGAAGGAAGACACAUGCUACGUGCCAUGCAGAGGGGAUUGCGAAGUCGGAGAGUGGAGCCGCUGGAGCCACUGCCACAGAAACUGCAAAGAUGGAGAGCUGGGAGGGUAUCAGACUCGAUCGAGAGCGGUUCUGAAGCCGCCGAAACAAAACGGUGAGCCGUGCCCGGCUGCGCUGUGGGAGACACGUCCCUGCUUUUCCGGACCUUGCCUCACCUACGACUGGGUUGUGCGCGACGGCAAAAUCGUGUGCGAGCGCUCUGACGGCGAACAGAUAACCGGGUCGUGCGACGGAAAGCCGCGGCCCUGCCUGCCCGCGUGCACCGUGUCCAAUUCUGUGUGCACCCCGGAGGGCGUGUGCACCUGUGCGCCGGGCUUUGGGGCGCGGUACGCUGAGGGCAUCCACCGCCACACCGUGCGGACACUCAAGGCCUGCGUCGACAUGAAUCACGUUCAAAUGUCACAGGCUCGCCGGGCCCUCGAAGAAGCCGAGAUCCAGGCCCACUUUUAUUAUCCAAAGGAAGAUGACAUGAGCAUAUGGAUGUUUGCAAUGAUCGGCAUCGGCUUCGUCUUCAUUGUAUUCGUUGCUCUAUCACUGUACAUUAUGUGUCGAACGCCGUCUGCGUAUGAAAACGAAGGAGUUGUCCAGGAAAAGAGGGAGACAAUGACAGUAAGAGAAAAUCCACAAGCAAUGCUGAACCCGUGAGACUCUUGGGAACCAAUCAAACCAGUGCAAUAGCGAUCUAGAGUGUGUGCAUCGGUUGGACUUUGCAGUGAUCGUGGACGCAGAGCAAAUGAUAGCAAGGUUUCAAUCUAAGUAAUAGCUGACCACAUUUUUUUCACGUACUCGUCGGUGUGUUCUAUAAAACGAGAUAUUCCUUUAUGAUGUUUGAAACACGAAUCUUAAGUACGUUCCUUUCCUUGCACCUGCGCGCGACGAAGGUUUUUAUCGAGCGUUGACCCGCCUUCAAGCAGGAUUUCUUAUCAGUCUGUGUCGAAUUUCAGUUUACAAGCAAUGUCGAGACAAAUAAAGUUCUACAUAUGUAUGAUUGUACAGCAGCUACGAUUAAGCGCGGCCGCCAGGCUAGUUUAAGUGUCGUCCUCAACUUGUAUUUUUGUAAAGAAGGUGUAAAUAUAUUUUCGUGAUCUCUAACUUAAGUUAAUUUUUAUAUGGUUCAACUUUGCAGCGAGUCUUCUCGAAUGAAAUGUAAAAUCAAGAGUGAGAGAAAAUUGAAAACCGUUACAUGUAUAAAAAGCGAAACUUAAAUUACCAUAUAAUGUUGUGUAUUUUUGUUGAAUAUAUGUAAUUUGCUUUUCUUGACUAUAGACUUUUUGACUUAAUAAAGUGGAAAUGUACAGUUAA
This is a messenger RNA of Cloeon dipterum, 5586 nucleotides long. Its product is annotated as thrombospondin type-1 domain-containing protein 7B-like. Gene Ontology annotation, biological process: cell adhesion. The coding region runs from base 1 to 4929 and encodes 1642 amino acids. The record is from RefSeq and is a predicted model, not a curated record. Lineage: Eukaryota; Metazoa; Arthropoda; Insecta; Ephemeroptera; Baetidae. The transcript is spliced from 26 exons. Gene Ontology annotation, cellular component: extracellular matrix.